AUGCUUUCGCUAGAAAGGCGUAAACUCAUUGAUCACUGCAGAGGGCACUCAGGUAAAAGGCCUUAUGAAUGUAAUGAAUGUGGGAAAUCUUUUAAUCGCAAAUAUUGCCUUGAGAGACACAGUGAAGUUCACACUGGAGAAAAGCCUUAUGAGUGUAAUGAAUGUGGGAAAUCUUUUAGUCGCAAGUAUCACCUCCAGAGACAUGGGAGAGUUCACAGUGGAGAAAAGUUCUAUGAUUGUAGUGACUGUGGGAAGUCCUUCAACCCAAGCUCUAGCAUCAUUCAACACCAGAGAAUUCAAAGUGGAGAAAAGCAGUAUGAGUGCACUUUUUGUGGGAAAUGCUUUCGCUACAAAUCUGUCCUCAUUAAACAUGAGAGAAUUCACACUGGUGAAAAACCUUAUGAAUGUAGUGAAUGUGGGAAGUCUUUUCGCCUUUCCUUUUCUCUCAUUCAACAUCGUAAAAUUCACACUGGUGAAAAACCUUAUGAAUGUAGUGAUUGUGGGAAAUUUUUCAGACAAAAGUCUAAACUCAUUGAUCACCGCAGAGGUCACACUGGUGAGAGGCCUUAUGAGUGUAUUCAAUGUGGGAAAUCUUUUAUUCGCAAACAUCACCUCCAAACACACAGGAGAGUUCACAGUGGAGAAAAACCUUAUGAAUGCAGCGAAUGUGGGAAAACCUUCGGAAAAAACUUUAACCUCCUUCAACACAGGAAACUUCACACUGGAGAGAGGCCUUUUGAGUGUAGUGAUUGUGGGAAGUCUUUCAGCCAAAGAUCUAACCUCUUUCAUCACAAGAGAAUUCACACUGGAGAAAAGCCUUAUGAAUGUUGUGAUUGUGGGAAGUCCUUCAGCCGAAGCUUUACCCUCCUUCAACACCAGAGAGUUCACACUGGAGAAAAACCCUUUGAGUGUAGUGAUUGUUUGAAGUCCUUCAACCAAAGGUCUGCCCUCAUUCAACACCAGAAACUUCACACUGGAGAAAAGCCCUUUGAGUGUAGUGAUUGUGGGAAAUCUUUCACACAAAGUAGUAUGCUCAUUUAUCACCGCAGAGGUCACACUGGGGAAAGGCCUUAUGAGUGUAAUGAAUGUGGAAAGUGUUUUAGACAAAGCUCUAGCCUUUCCCGACACCACAUAGUUCAUAGUAGAGAAAAGCCUUUUGAGUGAAGCAAAUAUUGGAAAAACUUUGGACAAAUCUUUUUUAAAAAUUCUAUUUUAAAUGGAUAAUAGGAGAGAGAGAGGUAGAAAUACUGACCUGUUGUUCACUUAGUUAUUCAUUUAUUAGUCCUGACCAGGGAUCGAUCCUGCCAUCUUCAGGUAUUGGAACAAUGCUU
Molecule: messenger RNA, 1331 nt
Organism: Pteronotus mesoamericanus
Lineage: Eukaryota; Metazoa; Chordata; Mammalia; Chiroptera; Mormoopidae
Product: zinc finger protein 418-like
Exons: 2
Coding region: 1-1164 (387 amino acids)
Biological process (GO): regulation of transcription by RNA polymerase II
Cellular component (GO): nucleus
Molecular function (GO): DNA-binding transcription factor activity, RNA polymerase II-specific; RNA polymerase II transcription regulatory region sequence-specific DNA binding
Source: RefSeq, a predicted model, not a curated record